Molecule: messenger RNA, 2232 nt
Organism: Alexandromys fortis (reed vole)
Lineage: Eukaryota; Metazoa; Chordata; Mammalia; Rodentia; Cricetidae
Gene: Trnt1
Product: tRNA nucleotidyl transferase 1
Exons: 6
Coding region: 202-1173 (323 amino acids)
Biological process (GO): tRNA 3'-terminal CCA addition; mitochondrial tRNA 3'-end processing
Cellular component (GO): mitochondrion
Molecular function (GO): tRNA binding
Source: RefSeq, a predicted model, not a curated record
GUGCCGGUGCCCGGCGCGUUUCAGAGUUGAGUUAGCGAAAGCAGGCGUUUCAGACACACGUGGCCUGCUCCAGCGUGCCUGUUCCGGGGCGCGUCAUUUUCCUCGGGCUCCUUUAAGAGCUAUGGCCCGCCGAGGCAACCCCGCCACCUUCCUACUUUGGAGGCAGCAACCCUGAGAUGCGUGGUUGGUGACUGUCUCCAGAUGCAGAGGCGCCUGUUUCCUUUGCACAGGCAGGUCCUGAACUGUAGUUGGAGUAGAUUGUGCCUUCUAAAGCGACACCUAUUUACAAUGAAGUUGCAGUCUCCAGAAUUCCAGUCACUUUUCACAGAAGGCUUGAAGAGCCUGACAGGUUUUGAUGGUACCUUGUUUGAUUAUUUUAAUGGUUAUGAAGAUUUAAAAAAUAAAAAAAUUCGAUUUGUCGGACAUGCUAACCAGAGAAUUCAAGAAGACUAUCUUCGAAUUUUAAGAUAUUUCAGGUUUUAUGGCAGAAUUGUGGACAAACCUGGUGACCAUGACCCUGAGACUCUAGAAGCGAUUGCAGAAAAUGCCAAAGGCUUGGCUGGAAUAUCAGGAGAGAGGAUUUGGAUAGAAUUGAAGAAAAUUCUCACUGGGAACCAUGUAAACCAUUUGAUCCACCUGAUCUAUGAUCUUGAUGUGGCUUCUCACAUAGGUUUACCUGCUAAUGCAAAUUUAGAGGAAUUUAACAAAGUCAGUAAAAAUGUUGAAGGUUUUUCACCAAAGCCAAUGACUCUUUUGGCCUCUUUAUUCAAAGUACAAGAUGAUGUCACAAAACUGGAUUUGAGAUUGAAAAUUUCAAAAGAAGAGAAAAACUUGGGUUUAUUUAUAGUUAAAAACAGGAAAGACUUGAUUAAAGCAACAGAUAGUUCAGAACCACUGAAACCAUAUCAAGACUUCAUUAUAGAUUCAAGGGAACCGGAUGCAAUUGCCCGUGUAUGUGAGCUGCUGAAGUACCAAGGAGAGCAUGGUCUGCUCAAGGAGAUGCAGCAGUGGUCUGUCCCGCCAUUCCCCGUGAGUGGACAUGACAUCCGGAAAGUGGGUAUUUCUUCAGGAAAGGAAAUUGGAGCCCUAUUACAGCAGUUGCGUGAACAGUGGAAGAAAAGUGGUUACCAAAUGGAAAAAGAUGAACUUCUGAGUUAUAUAAAGAAGACCUAAAAUGAGCUCCAUAUGAAAUAGUGGAAAAUCUCGGUAAGACUGGUUUUAUCUCCUUCUGUUUCUUACUUAAAUCCUAAGAAACAACAGCAAGAAAAAAUUCUUGUAUAUCAGUAUAGAAAAACUGAGCAAGUCUAUGUCCUCUCAAUACAGGUUUAACUCUGAAUUCUCCAAGUCUCUAGGAGUAGUGCCAAUGAGAAAAUUGUAGCUGUCACUUGUUUAGACUGGAUGUGGUAACUGUCAACACUUGUGUGUGUUAAAUAACUAGUUAAUGUUGUCUUAGCUGUUCGAUGAGUUUUAAAAUUAAUCCACAGUGCCAUUCAUUUACACAGGACUUUGUGAUUUCCUUAUGUGUGCAAAGCUUUCUAUCAGGUCCCACAGAUAGUGAGCACAAGUAUUUGUUUUACUAAUUAGAUGGAUAUGGCUUAGAGUUUGAUAAAAUCACUCAUGACGAAGCCCAAAUAAGAGGGAGUUUAACCAUGGAGCUCCUUCUGUUGUCACUACCUGCCUAAGCAUGUAGGAAGUAUACAGAUGGAGUGCUAUCCUUUAAACAGUACUGUCAGCAAGUAAUGGUAAACAGUGUAUGGAUCAUGACAGUACACUGCACAAGGAAAAGCAGAAUUCCCUCACUUUAUGACUACAGCUUAAAUGAACUCAAGUGGAACUUAAAAAGUGACAUUGAGUUACAUUUUAUUACUGUACUUCACUUUAAAUUUUACUUAAUUACUUUUUGACUUUUACAUAAUUCAACUAAAGUGCAGGUUUGGACAUAGGUAUUAAGUUUUGGUAAGUUUUAUUUAAAGAUGCCCUUUAAUUGCUUUAACCUUUAUUUCCUAAAGGACGUAAUCCCAGAAAGAUAUACUGUUCACUUAAAUGCAUAUAUAUUACUAAUUAAAGGGUCUUACACAUGACGGUUAUCAAAUAAAUAGUGCAAAUACACAAAAUGCUAUUUUUUUCUGUUCAAACUGCUUAUUUUACUCUUUAAUAUUUUCAAAAUUUACAAAUCAGUAUCUCAGACAAGCUAAAGAAAAUUAAAAGGACUUUGUUCCUUUCAAAAUAAUA